Fusarium subglutinans is the source of this 7689-nucleotide messenger RNA. Its product is annotated as serine threonine kinase. Gene Ontology annotation, molecular function: phosphorelay sensor kinase activity; ATP binding; histidine phosphotransfer kinase activity. The transcript is spliced from 4 exons. Gene Ontology annotation, biological process: protein autophosphorylation; phosphorelay signal transduction system. Bases 1 to 7689 code for a protein of 2562 amino acids. The record is from RefSeq and is a predicted model, not a curated record. Lineage: Eukaryota; Fungi; Ascomycota; Sordariomycetes; Hypocreales; Nectriaceae.
AUGGACGGUGCUUCACUUGUUACCGACGACCUUCUUGAUCCCCCGCCUCGAAUAUACGAGCGACUUCGUCAGAUAGCUGGUUAUACAUGGGAUGAAAGCCAGCUACCUUUCCAUUCUUCAUACGACUUCUGGCAUGUAAUUGGCACGCGGUGGGUGUCGUCGGUGCCUUCGCCUUCGAGCUCUCACAAUGCCUCGAGCCCAGGAUCCGCCCUGAGGCUACAUUCCGGCCGCCCAUCCCCGUCAGAACCUUACGCCCAAAUAUCGAAUAUCGACGGGUAUGAUACUCAAGCAAUAACGCCCCCAGCCUCGUCGUCCUCCAAUAUACCAAGCGAUGCCGCAUAUAUCGAAGAACCAGUCGUUGCUCGUUUAUCAUAUCACGCCCUGCGGGAGGAGCGGGCUUUUCACAUAGCUAAAACCUUAAUUGCCACUUCAGAUCCCACAGGGGAGCACAUUGUUAAACCUAUCGACUUGAUCAGGCUACAGCCUCUUCCUGGCGAUCGCGCACAGGUUGUUGUUUCCAUAUACCAGCAUCCUGGACCCAACUAUCUACUCGAAGUCCUUGACAUGGGACCAGCUUUCUACAGAGCUCGCAUACAAGGAGAGACAUUCAGCUCAUUACGGAAGAACGAACCCGAACUGCACCCGCCGAUUUCUCUACAGUAUUUUCUAGACUUUGCCAUAGGUGCGACUCAAUGUCUGGAGCUUCUUCACCACAACCUUGGCAUGAUUCAUGGCGAAAUUCGAGGCGAUGCGUUUCACUUCAAUAUCGAAACUGGGCAGGUCAAAGUUAUGUCUUUUGGGUCCGGGAUUCGCUCGUUCGAACACGGCCUGACGAGCACGGGAUGGUCAUCGCUUUCGAAAGAACUCGGGGCACAGAACAAACUAUUAUAUAUAAGCCCUGAGCAGACAGGACGAAUGCCUGCUGAGCCGGAUAGCCGGACCGACAUUUACUCUUUGGGUGUUUUAUUCUGGACCCUACUGACUCAGAGGCCAGUUUUCGAAGGUGAUAGCCCCCUCGACAUCGUACAGGGUGUUCUUGGUCGGAGGAUACCGAACGUCUCUACAGUGAGGCUUGAUAUUCCCGACGUGGUUGGAAGGAUCAUACAAAGAUGCACGGCUAGGAAUGUCCAGGACCGUUAUCACUCGGCGAGCGGGCUUCGCCAUGAUUUGGUCAAGGUCCAGGAGUUUCUCGGUGACGGGGAUUGGUUGGCACUUAAGGAGUGGAGGAUUGGAACCAAAGACGUAUCAUCGUUCUUCAUGCUUCCAGCAAUCAUGAUCGGCCGCCAGCAAGAGCAAGCAGAAUUAGACAAGGUCAUUGAUCGCGUCGCAAAAAGCCAUGCCAUGAACUUGAAGGGAAACACGAACCGGUUCUCUGACGGUUCAACCUUGUCAAACGAUAUGGCCGCAUUUGAUGACAUUUCUAGUGAGGGAGCGAGCUCUGUGGAUGGUACGAACUAUCGCAGCGGUUCUUUUACCCACACUGCUUCUUCUGACCCUAAGUUACCAAAGACCAACUUCAACCCCUUGUUUUCUGAUACCCAGACGGUGUCUGGCGAUACCAUUUCAUCUUCACCAUCUGGGACACUUCCGAGAAUUGCCAGGCCAUGGGAAAGACACCAGUCAAUCUCAAUUGAAACACGCAGUCUUGUCGAUAGCUCAGGGCCAGAUUCCCAAAAUCGCCAUAGCGUCGUAGAGUCGACAGCGUCCAGCCUGUCAAGACAGCUGGGGUCGGCCAAGUUUAGACGGCGCGACCAUUGUGAGGUUGUCACAAUCGAGGGUGCAGGGGGUCUCGGAAAGAGCUGUCUUGUUCAAAGCGUUUUAGCGGAUGCCAGGCGGCGAGGCUACUGUGCCACUGCGAAAUUUGACACCGCAAGGAGAACAGCAUUUGGACCUCUGCUUAAGCUGCUUUCGUCCCUGUUCAAGCAAGUCUGGGGUGAGAGGAACACGGAGACUCCCUUUCACCAGGGCCUCAAGCAGUUCGUUCGCCCCGUCUGGCCAAUGUUGCACCGUCUUCUGGGCCUCCCGGAGUUUCUUCUCGGCCCCCCAGAAGCGUCAAUUGGCCGUUCAAUCUCAUCGUCUCUUCAGUUCGCCUCCAUCAGAGGGAAUGGAAAGUCUGGGUUGAAACGACGGGGGUCAUCUCCUGGAAGUUCACCCAAGCCAGUUGCCAGGAACCCCAGCGUUGCUUCACAAUCAUCUUCAGACUUUCUUCGAACUGGUACAUCCACCAAGACAAUGCGGUUGAUGAACAUAUUCCUAGAUGUACUUCGCGUGUUCACUGCACACAAGUUCAUCUGCUUCUGCUUGGACGAUCUUCACUUUGCCGACGAUGAAUCAAUGGAGCUCAUAUCCCAAAUCAUCGCUUCGAGGAUGAAAAUGGUCAUCAUCAUGACCUACCGAACGGAAGAAAUCACAUGGGAUAAGAUCCAAAGCAUGAUUCAUCUCCCUGAAGGCGAAGAGUAUCCUCGUUCUGGUGGUCCUUUGGUCACGCGUAUAACAUUAUCACCGUUGGCCGAAGACGACAUAGUUCAAUACGUGUCGACAACACUUUGUCGGCCAAAGGAAGAAGUCUUGCCUCUUGCAUUGGUGUUGCAAUCCAAGACGGCUGGCAAUCCAUUCUACAUGCGAGAGAUGCUGAGUGCUUGUCACCGGAAGAAGUGUAUCUGGUACGAUUACAGAGACAGCCAAUGGCAUUAUGACCUUGACAGGCUUUUUGAGCAAUUCCAAGGGGAAAAGGAUUACGACAUACUUGAUACAGGCUUCAUAACACACCGACUAUCGGAGCUUCCUGCAGCAGCACGAACUCUUCUCGCUUGGGCUGCCCUUAUCGGCAAUUCAUUCUCCUUUGAACUCAUCUGUCAUUUGAUGGGGGGUGAGUUUGAUUACCAUGAGGAUGACAAGGGAUCAUGUUGUGCGACGUUUACACACAAAACCUAUUCACAAGGAGAGGCAAUUGCUGGUCUCCAAGCAGCCAUACAGGCCUACAUCAUUGUGCCUAGUGAGACCGACGAUCGAUUUCGAUUUGCCCAUGACCGAUACAUUCAUGCUUCAGCAGACCUGCAAGAAUGCAAUUCUCGGAAGAUGCAUUUUAUUAUUGCUCAGACACUUCAAAAAUACUAUGGCGGCGAGAACCAACAGCUGGACAACACAGCCUCACAUAUUUGUGCAGCGGUUGACAUCAUCAAGAGACGAAUUUCAAAUCGUUACCAGUAUCGCAAACUGUUAACGAGCUGCGCCCAAGCCGCCGCAGAGAGCGGUGCGAAGCCCACCGCUGCAAAAUACUAUAAUACUGCUCUUACUCUGCUCCAGGACGAUCCCUGGACGGAUGGUGAAGAAGAUGUAUCUUACGACGAAACAAUGCAGCUCCACCUCAGAGCAGCAGAGUGUUAUCUCUACAUGGGCCAAUAUACCGCGGCGAACGAGAUUCUCAACACUAUUUUCAAGAAUGGGAAAUCACCAUUCGACAAAGCACCAGCAUACGUCUUGCAGUCAAGAAUAUACGCCCAGAGUGGUGAUUCCGCUUCUGCUCUAGUUUCACUCAAAGACUGCCUAGUCGGCCUUGGAGUCACUGUCGAUGAUGAGCCAAGCUUCAAAAAGUGCGACGAGAAGUUCGAGCGCCUAUCAAUCCAGAUUCAAACGAUGGGACGUGGUGAACUCCUCAACUACAAGCAGGCAGAGGAUCCUAGUGUCGCACCUGUCGGAGCCGUGCUGGCCGAAACCAUUAGCGCUGCUUGGUGGAGCGACGGCUUACGGUACUAUCAUCUCACUCUCAUGAUGGUCGAGAUGCAUCUCGAAAGGGGCGCGUAUCCACAGUCUGGAAUGGCAUUCCUCUAUCUUGCGAUGAUCGCAUUGUCCCGGUUCAAUAUGACACAAUUUGCGGUCGAGCUAGGCAAUACGUCCCAAGAGCUGCUCUACCAAUCUCGAGACCCUUUCUUUCUCGCCCGUGGUUUGAUGCUCUACUCAAUAUGUAUUGGACAUGUUCACAUGACGAUGCCCAUGAUUAUGGCUCAGAUGGAGGAUGCCGUGGAGUAUGCAUCAGUCGCUGGUGACAGGAUAUCAACCAUCAUGAGCUACGGCGUGUCCUCGGUUUUCAAGUUUUUCAGCGGAGAAACAUGUUCAGACCUCGAAGGCUUCUGCCAAUAUGGCUGCGAGGAAAUUCCCAACUGGUAUGCUGAUUCUAGAGGAGGUUCAAUACUCAUCGCCGUAAGGCAGCUCUGCCGGGCUCUUCAGGGCAAGACUCGCACUAGCAACGCCUUGGAAGUCAUGAACGACGAGACACAUAACGCGGAGAACUACAAGAAAUGGCUGAUCAGCUGUAGCCGUAAGAGCAACCGCUCUGUCACCUUCUAUGAGAGCUUCGAGAUCAUACCCCUAUUCCUUUACGGACAUUAUGAACGUGCCGUGGAAAUUGGAAGCCACGCCGUUGAUCAACUUAGUAUGCUCUGGUCAGCGCACAACAGUAGGUUGAUACUGUUGUUCCACGGCCUCGCUCAUGCUGGAUACCUGCUACAAAAGCUCCAACUCCCCUGCUCUCCAAUUGAAGACUUCUCCUCGCAAGUCGAAGAGGUCAUAAAGGAACUGCGCCGCUACGUCAAGAUGAUGGAUGAGUGGUGCACUGUGUCUGACAUUAAUUACCUAAGUUGGAUGAAGUUUCUGCAAGCACAGAUUGAGGAAUUAUCUCUGAAUCAUGGGAAUGCCAUUCAGCACUAUGAGCAAGCAUUAGAUCAUGCAGCUGAGCAUAAUUCAGUUUUUGAUGAAGCUCUUGGCAAUUAUCUCAUGGCUGGCAUGUUCAUUCGACGACGUGCGCGUCGGUCAGCUCGAGCAGCACUUCUUGAAGCAGUGGGCUUAUUCCGGCAGAUGGGGGCUCUUGGUGUUUCAAAAGCCAUCGAGGAGGAACACAGCCUCUUACUACACGGACCUACAAGAAACUACCGUACUUGCGAUACUGGUGUCCAAACCGACUUUGUCGCUGAUGCCACCUCAGUUCAAUACAGGACUGGAGAGGCAGAGGACGGUGGAGAUCUUGCACGCAUCCCUUCCAACACGAUGAACAUGGCCGAUCUCAACAAGGGCGAGCGCAUAGGGGCAUGGCGAGGCUCAAUGAACAUCCAGGCCGAGCCCGGGGCGGGACUGCCUGCUCUCGAUAUGAUCGAUCUGCACGCCAUUCUUGUCUCGUCGCAGGUCAUCUCCUCUAUGCUGCAAGUUGACGAGCUUUUGAAGACUAUGUGCGACGUCAUCUUACAGACUUGUGGUGGUUCAGCUACGCUGGCUGCCAUUGUUGUCCAGGAGAACGACAUUAAUACUUGGUGUGUAGCAGCAAGUGGUGAUCCUGAGAAAGGAGCUUCCGCCCAUAUACCAGGUAUCCCUAUAUCAGGAACCUCACUUAUUGCAGAGAAUGUUGUUCUCUACUCUACUCGCUUCCUUGAGUCAGUCUUCGUCCCAGACCUGAUAUCUGACGAGCGAUUCGGCAAUGUCAACGAGUCCUGGCUUCAGAGAAACCCUGUUGGCAAGAGUAUUAUUGCGAUUCCGAUCUGUCAUGGCAACAAGCCUCUCCUUGGCGUGCUCUAUUUGGAGGGUGAACCGGGCGCAUUCACGGAUCGCAACGUCACGGUCCUGCAGCUUCUUGUCAACCAGAUUGGCAUAAGCUACUCGAAUGCCCUUGCGAUGAAGAAUGUCGAGAAAAUAUCUGCAGAAAACCGUUCUAUGGUAGCCGUUCAGAAGCGCGCACUUGCCAAGGCCCUUGAAGCAGAGACAAAGGCCAAGAACGCGGAAGCGGAAGCCAAGCGAAAUGUCAAGCUGGCAGAGGAAGCGGCGAAGGCUAAAUCCAUCUUCUUAGCCAAUGUGUCGCACGAACUUCGCACUCCUCUCAAUGGCGUAAUCGGCAACUCGGAGCUUCUCCGCGACAGUGAUCUGGAUAAGGAUCAGCUCGAGAUGGCCGACUCGAUUCGAGUAUCCGCUGAUCUGCUAUUGACGGUGAUCAAUGACAUCUUGGACUUCUCCAAGAUGGAGGCAGACAAGAUGAAGUUGUACAUCAUUGCCUUCAACCCCGAAGACAUGGUCCGCGAAGUCGUCCGAGCCGUUUCAUAUAGCAAUCGUGAGAAGACGUCCAAGAAGAAUGUCAAGAUCGUACAAAACAUCAACCUACCGCCCAUGCUAAUCUACGGCGACCCUAUCCGUCUACACCAGGUUCUGGGCAAUCUAAUUGGAAACAGUCUCAAGUUCACCGAAGAUGGUUCGAUCACUAUUGGUGCUCGACUGGACAAGGAGACAAAGGAGCACGCCACUCUUACUUUCUGGGUUCGAGAUACUGGCAUCGGUAUCCCUCCUCAGCAGUUAGCCAAACUGUUUCAACCCUUCAGCCAAGCGGAUGCUAGCACGGCUAGAAAAUACGGUGGAAGCGGUCUCGGUCUCAGCAUCUGCAAGUCUCUCAUUGAGACAAUGAUGAAGGGCAAGAUUCGGCUCGAGAGUGAAGAGAAUGUGGGCACAACUGCUUGGUUUACUGUCACGUUCGAGAAGGCCAAGCCUGAUGUUGCUGCAGGAGACGCGCAGACCAAAACCACGCCAUCUGUCGACCGAUACUAUGCAGCAACUUCACCUGUGGAGAGAGCGGAAUCGCCAAACCCUUAUCUGGACUUGUCUAAGGUACCCAAGGAUGAGAUUCGCAUUUGUGUUGCUGAGGACAACCCGAUCAACCAAAAGAUCGCUAUACAAUACGUGCAGAGAUUGGGGUAUAAGGGCGUUGUUGCAUACGACAACGGCCUUAAGGCUGUGGAGGGGCUCCGGCAAAAGGCCAAAGAGGGUAUACCAUAUCACGUUGUCUUGAUGGACGUCCAGAUGCCGGUUCUUGACGGUUAUGAGGCGACAAAGCUAAUUCGGAAGGACUCUCUCGAUGCAGUGCGCACUAUUUUGGUCAUUGCCAUGACCGCUUCUGCUAUUCAAGGGGAUAGGGAGAAGUGCUUGGCUGCUGGUAUGAAUGACUAUCUCGCCAAGCCAGUUAGAUCAGAGAUUCUGAAAAAGAAGCUCGACGCAUAUCUCAGCGUUGAGCACCCACCGCCAAAGCCAGAAUCUUCUCCAGCGCAACACGACUCAUCAUCCACGCCUAGCCCCCACACGCAUUCCGGAGUCGCUACUCAAAGAUCUAACUCAUCGCUUGUUCUCCCAUCUCCUGCAGUCAAACCGAGUGUGGCAACAAAGGGAUUGGCCGAGGUGUCUCUUGAUCCUAUGCAGGAAGAAGCGGUGUUCAACCAACCAGUUGACCAGGCGGCUCUACAAGCACAAGACAGCCCUGUUUUCAACAGAGAACUAGAGCCAUCGCCACUAGCCAUACGUGGCAGUUCACCUCACUCGAUGAAUGCCUCUGGCCUUGGUCGUGUUUCAAGUGAUGAUCGGUCUGUAGACACGGCGUCAAUCGCAGACAGCUCAACCUCCCAGUCACAGAAGCGACUGCCUCGGAAGCUUGUCAAAAAUCGCCGCAACAGCGAGUCUAACAGCGAGCGACCAUCCCUUAGCAACGUAUCUAACGACAAGUCGCGAGGCGUUCUCAAAAAACCGCAACGACAGAGCACGACGAAUCUUGUUGAAGAGGGCCAAAAAGCAGAGAACAACUAUUACAGUUCUGGAAAGGAUUCUAGCAAACGCACUAGCCUGACGUCCUCUGCUUCAUCGUUGAAGGAACGAAUUUUUCCUCAUUAG